CUCGCCUGCGUCGCGAGACAGUGGUGGGUGACUUAACUGUUCGCUCGCCCGCCGUGGACAUUCGGACAGUCGGAGCUGGAGGAGGUUCGAUUGCCAAGUAUAUGGGUAUUACUGAAACUAUGAGAGUGGGACCAGAGAGUGCAGGUGCAAGUCCCGGACCGGCCUGUUAUCGCAAAGGGGGAGUUGAAGCUACCGUUACAGACGCGAAUUUAGUCUUGGGAUACCUGCCGGAAAAGCUAUUAGGAGGAGAAUUCACACUCGAUGUUGAGGCUUCAGUUGCCGCUGUUGAUACUAUUGCCUCUCAGAUGAAGCUCACCGUCACACAGACCGCUGAAGAUAUCAUAAACCUCAUAAACGAAACCAUGUACGGAGCAUUGCGUUUAGUGUCUGUUGAACAGGGCUAUGACCCUAAGGAUUUUGCACUCGUUGCAUUUGGUGGUGCAGGGCCACUGCAUGCCAACGCGGUUGGAAAGCUUCUUGGUGCUUGGCCAGUCAUCGUCCCUCCAUCGCCGGGAACACUAUGUGCGCUGGGCGAUGCUACCACCCGGUUAAGCCAUUCCCAGUCAUCAUCCUACAUCCGUUUGCUCUCCAUGACAUUACCCCGGGAGGUGAAAGCCCGAUUCGGUGAACUUGAAGCAGCAUGCAGGGCAACUAUGCAAAGUUCCAACGGGGGUCAUCCUAUGGAGCUCAACAUCAGCUACCACAUGGACCUCAGGUACAAGGGUCAAGCAUUGAACUUGACGGUCGACUUGCAGAGCGAUGACCUAUCCCUUGACCGUGAAGCCUGGAAGGCACUGUUACAGGCAAAGUUCGACCAGUUGCAUGAACAACAAUUUAAAUACUGCCUUCCCAACUUCGAACUGGAGCUUAUGCGACUAGAGGUUGUCGCUGUUGACGCCUCCCCAAGCAUUGAGCUCCCUCGGUUGAACGACGCUACCACUAAUACGCCACCAGUUGAGGCAAUGGUAAGCAGGAAAGAAGUCGUCAUUGAAGGCAAGAUUCUGGAGGCUACACUCUGGGAUCGUGAGAAGCUUAGCUACCAGGGCGUACGUGUUCAGGGCCCUUGCAUUAUCACUGAAAUGGACAGCAAUACUCUGAUCCUUCCCGGUUGCUAUGGAGAGAUAGACGCUAUUGGCAACAUUCUGAUCCGCCCAGAUGGAGAACUACAGAGAGAGCGACCGAAGGAUCAAACGGCAGAAGAGGCUGAGGAGACAGUUAGGUCUACCCCGUUGAUCCCAACCUUGGUAGCAUCUGCUUUGGCCUCCAUCAGAAGUGAGAUGGACACAUUAAUGCUCCGUUGUAGCAUGUCACCAGCAAUCCGCGAACAGCAGGAUGAGUUUAAUGUAAUAACCACGGCAGAUGGCAAAAUGCUCGUCGGCCAGUUCGGUAGCUUUAUCACCCAAUUUCUCCGGGCUUGGAGAGGACCCAUCCAUGAAGGCGAUGUUUUCAUCACUAAUGAUACCUACAUGAUUGAAGGAGCAGUUACACACUUGAACGAUGUUAUUGUUCUUUUACCUAUCUUCUUUGAGGGUAGCUUGAUUGGAUGGGCGUCGCAGUUCGGGCAUUUAACUGAUGUAGGGGGUAUGGUCCCAGGAAGCAUGUCUAUCAACGCUACAUCCAUUUUCGAUGACGGAGUCCAGAUACCCAUCAUCAAACUCUACUCCAAGGGGAUCAUGAACACAGAUCUAGUUGACCUACUCUGUCGCAAUUCGCGUCAGCCAGACUGGUACCGGUCAGAUCUGAUGGCGAUCAUUGCCGCCUGUCGAACUGCCAACAGCCGAGUUUGUGAGCUAGCUACGCGAUUUGGAUCUCAAAUCUACCUCGCCGCAUGUUCAGAGCUACUUGUUCGCAAUCGUACAGGAAUGGCUAAGAUUAUCGAGACGGACUUUGAUGAUAAGCCAUGUACGUUUACUGACUUCGUGGACGAUGACGGCCAUGGCGUUGGCCCCUGGGCUCUUACUUGCACGAUGAAGAAAACCGAAGGAAAUCGGCUGUUGUUCGACUGGAGCGGAACCUCACCCCAGAGCGAGCAUAGUAUCAACUUCUACCUGUCAGAGACUAUGUUCAAGAUGUUCAUCGGUUACUACAUGAUUGCGGCAGCAGCACCUGGCACCGUGAUCAACGAUGGCUUCCAUGAUCUGAUCGAUAUUCAUAUCCCCGAGGGCACCGUGCUGAAGCCUAUUAGACCAGCAGCUAUCUCUUGCCGCACACAUCUUCUGGGCAGAACAAUGGACGUAAUGCAGGCACUCAUCGGCAAGAAGAAUAAACUAUACGCAGCGGCAGCUGGCUUCAGUGACUCACCACACUUCUUCUACUCUGGAUACAAGCCCGACGGAGAGUGGUAUCAGUUAUACCAGAUUGGAUUUGGUGGCGUGCCAGCUCGGAAUGCGGGCGAUGGACUUGACUGCCACUGUCUCUUCCCGGCCAUCAAGUCGAUUCCUACAGAAAGUAUUGAACUGAACUAUCCACUACGCAUCGAAGCCAAUGAGAGUGUCCCAGACAGUGGUGGCCCGGGAUACUACCGUGGUGGUAACGCACAACGCACACUCUAUCGGUUCCUGUGUCGCGGAGAGUUCAGUCUGCACGAUGACCGCUGGUUUACAAAACCAUGGGGAAUUCGAGGCGGUAAACCAGGCUCCCGUUCGCGGAAGAUCCUAUACCGAUUCUCGAAGUCUCGAGAAAGUCCCCCGGUUGAGGUACUCCCCUCAAAAUGUGACCACAUUCGCGUGGACCCCGAUGAUCUACUUGAAUGGGUGACAUGGGGUGGUGGUGGACUGGGAGAUCCACUGACCCGGCCAGCAGAGAAGGUCGCCUUGGAGAUUCGCCGGAGACUGGUGACUGUCGACGGCGCCCGGAAUAACUACGGAGUAGUUGUCAACCCUGACGAUCUUAGUGUAUGUGAAGAGGAAACUGUUGCUUUGAGGAAGAGUAUGAAGGAGGCUCGGGAUGCGCUAGGACAGACGCCGGAAUACGAUCGAGGCGGCUCAAUGGAGGAGUUGAGAGAAUCGUGUCUGAGAGAGACAGGGCUUCCUGCUCCAAGCCCACAGUGGGAGCUGGAUCCAUAUGGACCCCACGUGCGACUCCCUUAUGUUAGGGACUGGUUUACGCGGAUGAAGGAGGUGAAAGGAUGGGAGUUGAACUAAUCAAGAUAUCGGUCUUUCCGCGCGGAUCGUUGAGGUAACAAACUUUAGUCUCUUCUAUAUGGAAUGCGAAACUCGACUGUUAGCAACCAGAUACAGAAAUAACAGUAUGCUACAGGAUUGAAUCAUGAGA
Molecule: messenger RNA, 3273 nt
Organism: Aspergillus caelatus
Lineage: Eukaryota; Fungi; Ascomycota; Eurotiomycetes; Eurotiales; Aspergillaceae
Product: Hydantoinase B/oxoprolinase-domain-containing protein
Exons: 1
Coding region: 102-3143 (1013 amino acids)
Biological process (GO): glutathione metabolic process
Cellular component (GO): cytosol
Molecular function (GO): 5-oxoprolinase (ATP-hydrolyzing) activity
Source: RefSeq, a predicted model, not a curated record